This is a messenger RNA of Closterium sp. NIES-65, 5133 nucleotides long. NCBI's taxonomy places the organism in Eukaryota, Viridiplantae, Streptophyta, Zygnematophyceae, Desmidiales, Closteriaceae. The record is from the annotation of a GenBank genome assembly.
AUGCGUCGCCACCUCCCUACCUCCGAGCGUGCGCACUUUAGUCAGUACAAGAGUGCUCAGACCUUGUACGACGCUGUAGUUGCACGCUACUCCUCCCCUGCCACUGCUGCACUGAGCCGUCUCAUGCUACCGUACCUCUUCCCUGACCUUGCUGCCUUUCCCACAGUCGCUGACCUCAUUACGCACCUCCGCACUAGUGACACUCGCUACCGCGCUGCGCUUCCUGCUGACUUCUACGCUAAGACCCCCCCCCCCAUGUACAUCACUCUCUACUACAUAGUCACUCGCCUCCCUGACUCCCUUCGCGUAGUCAGGGACCACUUCCUUUCAGUCUGUCCCACCACACUCACUGUUGACCUCCUCGAGAAGUCCCUCCUAGCAACGGAGAAGAGCAUAGUCGCUGUAGGGGCCUCUCGUGGUGACCCGCGCACCCCCAUCUUUGAGGGGUGUUCCCCCUCCCCCCUUCUGCCCUCUGUUGCCUCUGCUGCUGCGGCCGACCUCCUUGGUCUUGAGUCGGUCGGUGCGGCGUCUACCCCUAGUGGGAGACGCCGCUCUGGCAAGGGCAAGGGGGGCAGGGGCGCUGGAGGAGCGAGCGGGGGCGGUGGAGGUGGAGGUGGAGGCGGCGGGGGGAGUGGGGGUGGCGGUGGGAGUGGAGGUGGGAGUGGAGGUGUCGGUGGCAGCAGUGGAGGCGGAGGCGGCGGCGGCGGUGGCAGUGGGAGUGGAGGUGGCGGAGGUGGCGGCGGUGGAGGAGGCGGCGAAGGAGGCGGUACUAGCGGAGGCGGCGGAGGCGGCGGAGGCGGCGGGGGUGGCGGUGGAGCUGGUCGCGGGUCUACGCAGAGGGGUGGCUCCGGUGGUGGUUCACGCCAGCAGCAGCAGCGCGGUCGUGAGACCCUGUCCCCUCAGCAGCUCCGUGAGUGGUACACUUCACGCCAGCGGGGUGGGGGUUUUGGUCCGUGCACCUACGUCCUGCGCACCGGCGACCGUGCGGGUGAGCAGUGUGGGGGUGCGCACCCCACCCAGCGCUGCUUUGGCCGCGUGAUGGACGCGUGGCGUCACCAGUUCCCGGAGGCCUUAAAGAUCCCUCGCUCGCGCGAGCUGUCUAGGGCGGGUGUUGCCAUCUAUGAUCUUGACUUUGAUGCUAUUCUUUCUGCCAUGUAUGUUGUGUCUAUUAGUGAUGAGGGUGAGUGUUACCAGUGUUUCCCGCCCGAUCCGGGCAUUGAGACUGCUGCUCUAGGUACUGGUGAGGCGGCUGCCCUAGGUGCUUGCGACGCUGCUGCUCUAGGUGCUAGUGCGUCUGCGUCCUCAGGUACUAGUGAGUCUGCGCUGUCAGGUACUACGUCGGCUUCGGCCUCCCUCACCUUCACCCUUGACUCUGGGGCGUCUCGCUUCUUCUUUCGGGACCGCACCACUCUCACGCCGCUUAGUCGGCCUGUUGCGGUGUCCCUGGCUGACCCCUCUGGGGGUCCUGUCCUGUCUUGUUUUUCCACAGUCCUCCCGUGUCCGGCGGCUCCCUCUGGCACCCUGACUGGUCUUUACCUCCCCUCGUUCUCUACGAGCCUGGUGAGUGGUGCUGACCUACAGGAUGGGGGAGUGCACCAGUUCACUCCUGCGCGUCAGCGGGUGACGCACUGCACAGAGGCUAGCACAGGCCGACACCUAGCUACGUUUACCCGUCAGCCGGGAUCGAGCCUGUACACACUGACCUCCGCGUCUCCUCCAGUUGUUGAGUCUGGUAGGGUAGCUGCGUCGGGUCAGGUGUUUGCUGCAGCGUCCAGGGCCCUGGCCCUUCCUGUGUCCCCUGUGUCGAGGGGCGCCAGCGUGCUGCCCCUCACUCCUCCCAGUUUUCCUCCGACAGAGGCCCCGUUGCAGACGCUUCACAUGGACGUGUGGGGCCCAGCCCGCGUCCGUGGACAGGGUCACGAGCGCUACUUCCUGCUCGUUGUUGACGACUACUCUCGUUACACCGCAGUCUUCCCCUUGCACAGCAAGGGUGAUGUCACUGAGACAGAGGCAGAGAGUUUUCUGAGAGCCUACUGUCGCGCACGAGGAAUCCGUCAGACCUUCACGCUUCCGGACUCCCCGCAGCAAAAUGGGAUUGCUGAGCGCCGCAUUGGCAUGGUCAUGGACCUCGCUCGUACGUCUGUGAUGCAUGCGGCUGCUCCCCGUUUUCUGUGGCCGUUUGCGGUGAGGUACGCGGCGCAACAGAUCAACCUACACCCUAGGGUCUCCAGGCCGGAGACCUCCCCAGCCUUGCUGUGGACGGGGAAGGUUGGCGAUGCGUCGGCGUUCCGGGUCUGGGGAUCUCGAGCGUUUGUCCGCGACUUGUAUGCAGACAAGCUGUCCCCUCGUGCUGCUCCUUGCGUCUUCCUGGGGUUCCCCCCUGACGCGCCUGGGUGGCAGUUCUACCACCCCACCUCUCGCCGUGUUCUGUCCUCCCAGGACGUCACGUUUGACGAGUUGGUCCCCAACUACCGCCUCUUCCCCUACCGCACUCCGUCCCUCCCCCCGCCGCCGCUCUUCCUUGUACCAGGUCCCCCUCCGGUAGACCCCCUCCCCCCUCAGGGUCCGUCCCCUUCAGGUGUGUCCCAGGUAGACGCAGUCGAGCCUGUCGAGGUCACUGGUGACUCUGGUGCUGCUGGGGGUGCUGAGCCUGGGGGUGCUGACUCUGGGGGUGCUGAGCCUGGGGGUGCUGAGCCUGGGGGUAAUGAGACUUGGGGUGCUGAGCCUGGGGGUGCUGAGCCUGUAGGUGCUGCGCCUGGGGGUGCUGAGCCUGGGGGUGCUGAGCUUUGGGGUGCUGAGCCUGGGUGUGCUGAGCCUGGGGGUGCUGAGCUUGGAGGUGCUCCGCCUGGAGGUUCUCCGGGUGCUUCGUCUCUGCGGGAGCCACUCUCUCCACAGGAGUUGCGCGAGUGGUUUGCCCGGCGCUGGAGGCGUGCUGCUGGUGCUGGAGGUUCUUUGUCUACUGAGGGUGCUACUGUCGCGGGUCCCGGACGUGAUCGUACUGGGAGUAUUGGAGCUGCUGGGCCUGCGGGUUGGACUGGAGCUGGUGCUGCUGAGGGUGUUGGAGCUGAGACUACUGCUGGCGGUCCUGCUGCAGAUACUCCUGGUGCUGCUGGAGGUUCUGGCGCUGCUGGAGGUGCAGCUGGAGCGGGUGCUCCUGCUGGGGGUACUGGUGCUGUACCUACAUUCCCGUCACAGUUACAGUUGCAGCCUACCUCCCCUUUGCCUGCUCCUUCUCCUUACACUGGUCCUACUGGAGGUCUUACUGAGUCUCGUGAGCCUGCGUCUCGCCCUGCGUCGCCUUUCCGUGCUGCUCGCACUAGUGGUCGUGGUUCGCGUCAGCGUCCUCCUCCUGUCCCUGGCACGCACAGGAUGUCUGUGCGUCCGUCCACUGCUCCUCUGCGUGCCCCUUUGCCUUCUCCUCCUGAGUCCUCUCUUCCUGCAUUUGCCAACCCGGAGUCGGACUCUCUUCGUGCUGCCAGUCCUACUGUCACGCGUCUCCUGGCUACUGUCGUCACUGACCCUUCUUUCGAGUCCACUGCUGCGUCUUCCCUAGUUGCUGAGCUCGUCGACUUUGCUGCUCGCUGUGGCCUAGACUACGCUGCUAGUCUUAUCGCUGAGUCUGAGUAUGUCUAUCCUCUGUCUGUCGGGGGUGAGUGUGCCCUUGGCACGGACGUCCUUGAGGGUAGGCAGGAGGAGUUCCAGUGUCUGGCAGCUGCUUCACCUCAUCUCGUGUCUGUACUACUUACCCCUGAGGGAGACCCGGAUGCACUUGACAUCCCGACUCCGCGCUCUUACGCGGAGGCGAUAGAGGGUCCCUACUCCUCUCAGUGGCAGGCAGCUAUGGACACAAAGAUGGCUUCCUGGAAGUCCACAGGCACCUACGUUGAUGCUGUCCCCCCUCCUGGGGCGAACAUCGUCAGUGGCAUGUGGAUCUUCAGGGUGAAGCGGCCGCCGGGUUCUCCGCCUGUCUUCAAGGUGAGUUACGUGGCUCGUGGCUUCAGUCAGCGGCAGGGAGAUGACUACUUUCAGACCUUCUCUCCCACCCCAAAGAUGACCACUCUUCGGGUAAUGCUGCACGUUGCUGCUUACCGUGACUACGAGCUGUACUCUCUCGACUUCAGCACAGCUUUCUUGCAGGGCAGCCUCCACGAGGAGAUCUGGCUGCGCCGCCCACCUGGCUUCACUGGGUCUUUCCCUCCUGGUACCCAGUGGAGUCUCCGGCGUCCAGUCUACGGUCUCCGCCAGGCGCCACGUGAGUGGCACGACAGACUGAGGACUACGCUUGCGGCUCUUGGGUUUGCUCCUUCAACUACUGACCCGUCGCUGUUUCUGCGCACCGACACCUCUCUGCCACCGUUCUACAUCCUCGUGUACGUCGACGACUUGGUCUUUGCCACAGCUGACACUGCUGGACUCGCCUACUCACACAUGGUGCAGCAGGUCCUUCAGCGCUUCGGCUUCACGUACUCCUCGCCUCAGGCCACUCCUCUGCCUACUCGCCACUCGCUCUCAGCUCUGCCUUUGGAUGAGUCCGUAGAGUCGAGUGGCCCGUAUCCAGAGCUUGUUGGCUGCCUCAUGUACCUGAUGACCUGCACACGACCUGACCUUGCAUACCCUCUUAGCAUUCUCGCACGCUAUGUUGCUCCUAGGAGACACAGACCAGAGCACAUGGCUGCAGCGAAGAGGGUGUUGCGCUACUUGUGCAGUACGUCGGGCAUGGGGCUAGUGCUUGGAGGGCGGAGUCCAGUGGUCCUCACUGGGCACGCGGACGCUUCUUGGGCUGACGACCAGGCUACGCACCGGUCGUCACAGGGUUACACCUUCAGCCUUGGUUCCGGCUCUAUUUCGUGGCGGGCUACUCGCUCGUCUUCUGUUCUCGGCUCCACUUGUGAGGCUGAGAUCUACGCCGGGGCCAUGGCUGCACAGGAGCUUCGCUGGCUCACCUACCUGCUGACCGACCUUGGAGAGUCGCCUCGUUCUCCUCUAGUCCUUUACGUAGACAACAAGGCCAUGCUGGCCUUUUGUCGAGAGCAGAGACUGGAGCACAGAACAAAGCACAUUGCUCUUCGCUACUUCCUUGCUCGUGAGCUACAGCAGCGUGGUCAGUUGCCGCUUGCGUACGUGGCCUCUUAG